This is a messenger RNA of Heteronotia binoei (common prickly gecko), 1623 nucleotides long. RefSeq names its product reticulocalbin 2 (gene RCN2). Gene Ontology annotation, molecular function: calcium ion binding. NCBI's taxonomy places the organism in Eukaryota, Metazoa, Chordata, Lepidosauria, Squamata, Gekkonidae. The record is from RefSeq and is a predicted model, not a curated record. Gene Ontology annotation, cellular component: endoplasmic reticulum. The transcript has 7 exons. The coding region runs from base 25 to 993 and encodes 322 amino acids.
GCGGCUCUCCCGCGGCCGAGAAAGAUGCGGCCCUCCUUCUCGUCGUGGCCGCCGCCGCCGCUCCUGCUGGGCCUCGGCCUGGGCCUGCUCCUCCGGGCGCUCGGCGGCGAGCAGCCCCAGCACUACGGCGGCGACGGCGAGCACCGGCCCGACUUCGACCGCGAGGCGCUGCUGGGGGGACAGGAAGAAGCGGAUGAAUUUGCCAAGCUGAGUCCAGAUGAACAACAGAGAAGAUUGAAAGCGAUUAUAAAGAAAAUCGACUUGAAUUCAGAUGGCUUUCUCACAGAGGGCGAGCUAAGUGUGUGGAUCCAGCAGUCUUUCAAGCAUUAUAUCGUCGAAGACGCUAAGCAGCAGUUUGGUGAAUACGAUAAAGAUGGCGACGGAUACGUAUCCUGGGAAGAAUACAAUAUGCAAAUGUACGACCGGGUGAUCGACUUUGAAGAAGAUUCUACUUUGGAGGACGCUGAAGAGGAAUCUUUCCGGCAGCUCCACUUAAAGGACAAGAGGAGGUUUGAAAAGGCAAACAGCGACGGAGCUUCCGGCCUGGACCUGAACGAAUUCAUUGCGUUCGAACAUCCUGAGGAAGCAGAAUACAUGAAGGAGUUCGUUAUCCAAGAGGCUUUGGAAGACCACGAUAAGAACGGUGAUGGAUUUGUGAGCCUGGAAGAGUUCCUCGGCGACUACCGAAGAGAUCCAACUGCCGGUGAAGAUCCAGAAUGGAUAGUCGUCGAGAAGGAUCGAUUCAAAAAUGACUACGACAAGGACGGGGAUGGAAGACUCAGCCCCCAGGAGCUGUUGGGCUGGGUGGUGCCUAAUAAUGAGGGGAUUGCUCAAGAGGAGGCUGUCCACCUGAUCAAAGAAAUGGACUCCGACGGUAACAAAAAGCUUUCCGAGGUGGAGAUUCUCGAGAACCAGGAUCUGUUUCUCAACAGCGAAGCCACUGAUUACGGCAGGCAGCUCCACGACGAACGUUUCUACCAUGAGGAACUUUAAUCUCCAAGCGGCUGACCUUUGUCUGUUCUUUGAUCCAGAACAGGUUUCAGCUUCAAAGGCAAAAAAAUUAAAAUAAAUAAAAAAAGCAGACUUUUUCUGUGGCUGUAAUAUACUGGCGUCUGCUUGCUCUCUUUGCAUUCUCAAACGUUAAUUUUCACCUGUGCAUUGUUUUGAAUGUCUUUGGCCUUUCAACGCUCGGUUGCCACAGAACUAGCUUUAAAAAAGAUACAGGAGAAACUUCUUAAGCCUUGUUUUAAUACUACUUUUUGAAACGUACUUGAAAAUGCAAAGAUUCAAAAUUAUGGUAAGGGGAGGAUUACCGUUAGUUUUUGAUAGGCAGUUUUUAGCAGCUUGGGAAAAGAGAAAAAUAAACUGGAGGAAAGUUUUUGGUUUAAGUUCCGCGUUCUAAUCAUCCUUCUGUAGGACCGUUUGGCAGGGUUUAACAGCCUUAUUUACCUCUAAGGUUUCUGUGUAUAUUAAAUAACUUCUCUAGAGGGUGUUUAUAUGAUCUGGAAAUCUUAUUUUUGCAUCUAGAAUAGUGAUUAUUUUUAUUGUAAUUGAGAUAGCUUUAGAGAAUGUACUGUAUUUAAGUAAAAAACGUUUUAUUGUCAGAUUAAAACACCAAAAUGC